Messenger RNA from Stylonychia lemnae, 324 nucleotides. NCBI's taxonomy places the organism in Eukaryota, Ciliophora, Spirotrichea, Sporadotrichida, Oxytrichidae. The record is from the annotation of a GenBank genome assembly.
AUGGGUUCGAAACCUGCUGGGUUCCUUGCUUUGUACCAGGAUAAAAACACGGAAGCCAACUUGCCAGAGCUAUAGGCAUAAAAGCAUACGGACUUCAGAGUAAUAGACAAGAAUCAAAUCCUGGUCUAGAAGAAAGUAUGGUACACCUAAAGACACUGUUCUGAGUCAGAUAAGGGUGAGGGAGGUACUAUCGUGAGAUUAUCAGUCGCAAUCUAACUUGGGAUCCUGGCGUCCCUCGUUCUAGGUUAGUCCGCAAGGAUGAGACAAAAAGAACAUGCACCGUUGCAUGGAUGGGGAAUCGGAGAGAUAGUACAAACCGGAUGA